GAACCCGGAAGUAAACAGCGGAACGGGGUCAGAGUGUUUCCUCGGGACGAGCAGCGGCUCUCGGACUCUUUCACGCACUUUUCCGCCGCUUCAGUCGAAGAUGUUUCCCGGUGCCGGUCUGGCUGCGCGCCGCCUCGCGCCGCUGCUGCUGUGUGUGUGCCUCGCGAGCCUCGGACACGGUCAAACCACUGCGCCACCGCCGAUCCCCUGCUCUUCCUACAGGACCUGUGACUCCUGCGUGCCCCACGCUCAGUGCCUGUGGUGCUUCUCCUCUGGGAACUGCACCGACUACCCGGUGAGCUGGCUGCUGCCCCCCGCCUCGCUCUGCCCCCUGUCCCAGGCCCGCUGGGGGGUCUGCUGGUUGAACUUCGAGGCCCUGAUCAUCGUCCUGGCCGUUCUGUGUGGAACCAUCAUCAUCAGCAUCACGGUCUGCUGCUGCUGCUGCUGCUGCUGCAAGAGGAGUUCACCACGGCCGGACCGAGACGAGGAGAACCUGGCUCGGAGGAGAGAGGAGAUCCGGCAGCGCUCGGAGGAACGGAAGGUGGAGCGAAAAGCUCGGCACGAUGAGAUCCGCAGGAAGUACGGUCUGAUCGGAGACGCUGACCACCCCUACAGCAAGUUUGAGAACGAGUGAGGCUCGUCCUCGGAGGACGUCCCCGGCCAGCAGCGUCCGGCUCUGUCCUCAGCCGUCCUCGGAGCCCAGCUCACAGCCUCUCUGACGUGACGUCCGUCCAGGACGUCCUCUGUGUCCCUGUCCCGGUGGUUGGGAGGAGGAUGAAGCUUCUCUUUGAAUCUGCUCCUGAAUGAUCUCUUCUACUUUGGUAUCGAUCACGUUGACCUUUGCACUUUGUACAGAAUGUGUUGAUUUUGGGGUGAUUGUCGUGGAAAAGCCUUGGCCUGAAUAAAUCUCUGCUCUUUUAGUGCCUC
Molecule: messenger RNA, 927 nt
Organism: Salarias fasciatus (jewelled blenny)
Lineage: Eukaryota; Metazoa; Chordata; Actinopteri; Blenniiformes; Blenniidae
Product: pituitary tumor-transforming gene 1 protein-interacting protein
Exons: 7
Coding region: 101-634 (177 amino acids)
Biological process (GO): protein import into nucleus
Cellular component (GO): cytoplasm; nucleus
Source: RefSeq, a predicted model, not a curated record